GGAUGCGGCUCUGUGCCAAGCUGAAACCUUGAGCCAGCAGCUCAAACUGUCCUACGCUUUCCAACCAAGUAAUACCAAAGUAGUGCAGUUGGGGGCGCCCUCGUUCAUCAGCGUCUGGCAACACUUUUGUGAAGAUGGAGGAAAAGCCUUUCCUGAAGUCUGUCAGUACAGAGAUGGGGGUUAAUCAUCUGAGAACAGUUAAAGAUGACCAGCAGCUGCCAGUCAUCAAAGAAGAGCUUUCCCCUGUCCACCAGGAUUGGAGACUCACUGUGAACAAUGAAGAGACUGAGCAUCCUCAUGUUAAGGUUGAAGAGGAGGAAUUUGCCAUCAAACAGGAGGAGACUGAUAUCAUUGCUGUCAUAGUGAAAGGUGAAGAUGAUGAAGAGAUACCAGACUUCUUGCAGCUUGAUCACGAGAAAGACACUGAGGACAACAGAGAUGACUAUGGAGCGGCAGAAACAGCUACAUACUCAGGUCACUUCAGACCUGACGCUGAGGAACGGACAGGAGUCUCAUCUGAGACUGAAGACAGUGAAGAUGAGUUGGCGUCCAACAGUGGACCACCAAGUUUAAGGAUAGUACAAAAUAAAACACUGUCCAGUGAUGUGGAUGGUAAAGGUAGCAAGAAACUUAGCUGCUCUGAAUGUGGUAAAGGCUUUGCCUAUAAGUCACUUCUACUGAUACAUGAGAAAGUUCACAUUGGAGAAAAAUCCUUUAGUUGUGAGAAGUGUGGGAAAGGAUUCAUCCUCAAGAGCUCUUUAAGGAAACAUGAGAGAAUUCAUACAGGGGAGAAACCAUUCUGUUGCUCUGAGUGUGGCAAAAGAUAUACCGAUAAGAGCACGCUAAAGACACACCAGACAAUUCAUACAGGAGAAAAACCAUUUUGUUGCUCCCAGUGUGGAAACAGCUUCAUUACAAAGAGCAAUUUAAAGAUACACGAGAAGCUUCAUACAGGAGAAAAACCAUUUAGUUGCUCUGAAUGUGGUAAAAGAUUUUCCCAAAAGUGUGACUUAAGUAGACAUGAACGAAUUCAUACUGGAGAGAAACCUUUUUCCUGCUCCGAAUGUGGCAAAAGAUACACUGAAAAAGGGUCCCUAAAGGUACACAAAAGAACUCAUACAGGAGAGAAACCCUAUAGUUGCUCCAAGUGUGGUAAAAGGUUAUCUAGAAGGAGUGAUCUAAAGAUACACGAGAAGCUUCACACAGGAGAGAAACCAUUUGUUUGUUCUGAAUGUGGAAAAAGAUUUAUCCAAAAGAGUGAUCUUCGAAGACAUGAGAAAAUUCAUACAGGAGAGAAACCAUUUAGUUGUUACAAAUGUGGGAAAAGGUUUAUCGAAAAGUGCAACCUAAAGACACACGAGAAAAAACAUGAACAGAAUCCUUUUCACUGCUUUGCAUGUGGUAAAAUGUUUAGACAAAAGAAUGAUUUGGUGAUGCACGAGGUCACACACAUUGGAAAGUAAGCUUUUGUUGGCAUUGUAACCAAAUUAAAGGCCAUUGUGGUUACAACUAAGUGUAUUUGUAUAGGAGUAAAAAUGGCAAAUGUCAUGGGGAGAGAAAAUUAAGAAAACAAAGUAGUUGGAGCAGGCACUCCAUACUGUUUACACUCUAGUGUUGUGCAAACAUGCAUUCUGACUGAAAGCAUGUCUUUUCAUGCUGGAUUUAUGUUACUGUGUAUUUAAGAACAUUGAGGUUUGUGGGGCUAAAUGUGAAAACAUUCUGAAUCUGUCUCCAAACAUUUUGACUUACCCUUGAACAUGUCAUGUCCCCUGCUCAUGUCCAAGUGAUCACUGGGAUUCAAAAGGCUAAUGGGAACAUUCUGAUUGGCCAACUCUGUUUUCCUUACCUGAACUUGGUUAACAAACAUUUCAAAUUCCCGUUUGCCGGAUUGACAUUUCUCUAUACAUCUGACUCUGAAUAAUGCUAAAUUAUUCAGCGAGACAUUUCCCUGUACUGCUGAGUCAAAUAUUGUUUUACAUUGGUUAUUCUUAUAGCAACACAACAGAAUAUGCGUAUGUGAGGGUAUUUAUGAGUAUAUGUUUGUGUUUAAUUCUGAUUUAUGCUGGUCAGAUAUUUGAUCGUAAUUGGUGAUGCUAUCAUCAAUUAAUAUACAGUAAUUGUAAUUUAUAUAUUGUAUAUUGUAAAUAAUCUUACAUUUUACCACUGUCCUGGUAUUGUUCAUAAGAGUGAACUCUGGUUUUCCUGGAAAACAACCCAUUGGAAAACAACACUUUAAGGCAACUUUUGAAUCCUUACUUAAUAUUACUUUCUGACGUACCUAUUUAAAAUGCACAUAGAUUUUAUAUAGGUACUUAACUGCUUUAAUUAAUGUAACAUAAGCAGCCAGAGGUAAUGAGAACUAUACUUGAAAAUGUAUUUUUCAACACACCUUUGAAAUGUUGCAAAUGUGGUUGCAGCAUUAUUCAAUUUUAAUAAAUUAAUUUGUUC
Molecule: messenger RNA, 2448 nt
Organism: Cynoglossus semilaevis (tongue sole)
Lineage: Eukaryota; Metazoa; Chordata; Actinopteri; Pleuronectiformes; Cynoglossidae
Product: oocyte zinc finger protein XlCOF6.1-like
Exons: 4
Coding region: 135-1463 (442 amino acids)
Biological process (GO): regulation of gene expression
Cellular component (GO): nucleus
Source: RefSeq, a predicted model, not a curated record